AUGUCCUGCCACUCCGGUACUGGGAGACGCUGGUACGAAGCUACCACACCACCCCGCUCUUUCACCUGGCUGCAUUAUGGGGUCAAAACUUUGGUCAGACGUCAAGUUGGGCCAACUUGCGUACCAAAUGCCGUCUGUGCUGCAUUGGAAAUGGCGUACCAGAUCCAUUGCAGGCAGAAGAUUCUGCUCUCUGAACACGAACUUAUCGAGUACGGCAUCUCUGGCUCCUCCUCAUUUGCUCUGGCAUGGAUUUCGAAGAAUGGAGUAAGCCUCCGGGACGACUAUCUCCAAGGAAAACAGGAUGGGAAAAUAAUUUUUAUUUACGAUUUCAUUCGUGGUCCUUCCCUCCAUUCGAGUGAUUUAAUCAAAUUCAUCUUCAGACAGCCAGCUGUAAUUUCUAUAAAGUUCUGCAGCAAGUUCGGACGCAACAAAGGGGAAUUUUAUAAAAUUGAUGGGAAAGUAGCGAAUGUUUUGCACACAAUGGUAGCAGUGGGAUGGGUGUUGGAUGACAAAAAUGAAGUGUAUUUCAUGGUGCACAAUUCUUGGGGAUCUGACUGGGGCAAGAAUGGAUAUGGCUGGAUUCAUCAAUCGUGCAUAGAACGUGUUAGAGUGCCUAUACUCUAUCGUGAUUGCAGAGUCAUUGCUUGA
This is a messenger RNA of Coffea arabica (coffee), 648 nucleotides long. Lineage: Eukaryota; Viridiplantae; Streptophyta; Magnoliopsida; Gentianales; Rubiaceae. The record is from RefSeq and is a predicted model, not a curated record.